Messenger RNA from Colossoma macropomum (tambaqui), 3634 nucleotides. RefSeq names its product solute carrier family 2 member 8 (gene slc2a8). The transcript has 10 exons. Gene Ontology annotation, cellular component: membrane. Gene Ontology annotation, biological process: transmembrane transport. Lineage: Eukaryota; Metazoa; Chordata; Actinopteri; Characiformes; Serrasalmidae. Gene Ontology annotation, molecular function: transmembrane transporter activity. The record is from RefSeq and is a predicted model, not a curated record. Bases 1 to 1497 code for a protein of 498 amino acids.
AUGAAUCAUGAAGAGGAGUCGAGACCACUGCUGGCAGAGAGUCAUGGGCAAAGACCAGAGGAGGACCGGUCAGAGCAGGACGCCUAUUUGGACAAAGUAAGGAAUGGGAAGUUGUACCUGGCCACCUUUGCAGCCGUUCUGGGUCCUCUCAGUUUUGGUUUCGUACUUGGCUACAGUUCCCCUGCCAUACCAGACUUACAAAGAAGCACUGAUCAAAGACUGAGGCUCAGCGCUGAAGAGGCUUCUUGGUUUGGGUCUGUGGUGACGAUUGGAGCGGGUGUUGGAGGUCUGCUGGGAGGAUGGAUUGUGGAAAAGAUUGGACGGAAGCUGAGCCUCAUGUUCUGUGCUUUGCCCUUCAUCUUUGGGUUUACCAUCAUCAUUGCUGCUCAGAACCACUGGAUGCUGUAUACGGGAAGAGUGCUUACUGGUCUGGCCAGUGGAGUGACAUCUCUUGUUGUGCCUCUCUACAUCUCAGAAAUGGCUCAUGAGCGCGUAAGAGGAACAAUGGGGUCCUGUGUGCAGCUCAUGGUAGUCACAGGAAUCAUGGGAGCCUACAUAGCUGGUCUGUUCCUGGACUGGCGCUGGCUGGCCAUCACCUGCUCCAUUCCCCCGACCCUGAUGCUGGUGUUCAUGUGCUUUAUGCCGGAAACCCCCCGCUACCUCCUGUCUCGGGGGAAGAGGAGGGAGGCUGAGGAGGCACUGCGUUUCCUCAGAGGACCCAAUGCUCCAGCAGAGUGGGAGUGUACCAAGAUAGAGGAGGCAUCUCGAGAUGAGGAAGCAAACUUCAGUUUGGCUGAUCUGAAAGACCCUGGAGUGUAUAAGCCUUUAGGAGUUGGCAUCAUGAUGAUGCUGUUACAGCAGUUCACUGGCAUCAAUGCCAUCAUGUUCUAUGCAGAGAAUAUAUUUGAGCAAGCGCACUUCAAGAAUGGCAAUAUCGCCACUGUCGUUGUGGCUGCCACUCAAGUGGUCUUCACAGCAGUUGCAGCUAUAAUAAUGGAUCGAGCUGGAAGGAAGGUCCUCCUCAUUUUAUCAGGUAUCGCCAUGUGUGUGAGUGAAGCAGCGUUAGGUGUCUACUUCAAGCUGUCCACAGUGAAGCAAGGUAACUCCUCACUGGUGAGCGCGUUCAUGGGAGCUGAAGGCACAGUCAGUGAAGCGCCGCACCCUGAUCUGGCUUGGCUUGCCCUUGCUAGCAUGGGCAUUUUUAUAGCAGGCUUUGCACUUGGCUGGGGCCCUACGCCAUGGCUGGUGAUGUCCGAGAUCUUUCCUACUAGGGUGCGAGGGUUAGGCAGUGCUGUCUGUGUCCUCACCAACUGGACCUGUGCCUUCAUCGUUACUAAGUCCUUCCACAACCUCAUAGAUCUCAUAACCAGUGCAGGAACCUUCUGGAUGUUCUCCAUCCUCUGUGCCCUCAAUGUCAUCUUCACAAUCUUCUUUGUGCCAGAGACUAAAGGAAAAACACUGGAGGAGAUUCAGGCCCAUUUUAAAAGAACCCGCUAAGCCAAAGCUAAACUUUCAUCUCGCAGCCAAUCCCAAAGUCAAAUGUAAAUGAAUGUUGUAUGAGUCAGCACUGGCGUCUUAUGAUGUCUGAAGUUAGUAACUGGUCUUUAAACAAAGGUAAGGAGAACUAUUUACAUAGAAGUUCUUUUUUCAAGAUGUUCAUACAUAAAGUAAGUAAUAUUAAGAAGUUAAUGGAGCCCAACAGAUACAUUGGUUGGCCAAUGAUAUUGGCCUAUGAUGACGACCUGUAGUUUUAACAGUAUUGACAGAAAUAUCGCUACUUAUGCAUCGAUAAAUACUGUCUGUCUUUUCAGUGCAGCAUUCAGCUGGGAUUCAAACUCACUAUCUCUCAGCAGUAACCUGAAACCUUAGACAGUUGUGCCACUGGGGAGCCCAAUGUAAGUGACCCCUUGUUGAUAUAACAGAAUUCCAUACUACACCAGUGAAUUUAAACACAAAACACCAUCACGAAAAGAAUAAUAAAACAUGUGCAAUGUAUCCAAACUUGAUCUUUAGCAUGAGAAUAACAUGUUGUAUCUAGGGUUGGCAAACAAUUAAAACAGUGAAUUGUGAUGAAUUGCAUUUCUCAAAUGCUCAUAUUUGACCCUAAGGAAAGAAAGCAGUGCCAUUUGUUACAGUUUUGUAUAAACAAAGACUAAUCAGAAUAUUUUUCUUUUUCUAUACUUGAGUAACAUUAUUUUCAUCAUGUGAACGCAGUGUCCACAUGAAGCUGAACACGAAAACUAUGAACUGUGGUGAACACAGGGUCCAGUUAUCAUCAUCGACAUCCACUGAGAGCAACAGUGGCUGCAUGUUCCAACGAAUGAGUAAUACCAUUAAAUACCAUUGUACACUCUUUGGUUGAAACAUGCAGCCACUGAUAUGUAUAUAUAUGCAGAGUGAAUGGUUCCAACUCCUUCCGUUCUCUCGUUCUGUCAGCUCUCAUCAAGCUGUUUAUACAGCUUGUGGAUUCUUGUUACAAUGGAGGCUGUUGAGGGGUACUUUGCUGUUGCUUUUGUUAGUUUGCUGCUUGUUGAUUUAUCCGGUUUUAAGUCCAGAAUAGUCUGCUGUAGGCGUUCUCCAGUGCUACUGAUAUUACAGAUAUUGCUGGCAUCAGCUGUGUGUUUAGCUUGUAGAUAAUAUUUCAGACUCAGCUCACUUCGGUAAAAACGUUCACGGCACUGCAGUAGCUGGAAAUACCGUUGGUUUUAUCAAGAGAGCCAUCAAUUUGCCUUGGCAAUUAGAAGCUGUAUGUAGAGGGCUUUAGUCAUGGAGUCAUAGCAACAGCAUGUGAGCAGCUGGGUUGCAGUCUGAUCUACUAUGGCUGGUUUAAAGGAUCAAACAAGGAGAAUGCGUUGAAAAAAAAUGAGUGGCAUUAAGUUAUGUAGUGCCUUAUUAACAAGUUAUUAACAUGUUAUUAACCUGCUAACUUUGACACCGCUAGACAUAACACAAGAAAAAUGAAAAUAAAAAAUAAGAGAGAAUUAACAGAAGCAAAAGCCACAAAGAAUUCUGUGUAGCUCCACCUCCCGUGCUACAAUGUUUAUAUUAUUUAGUAAUGGAGUUUAAGAUGUAUAACAGUUGAGAACUGACAGGCAGUAAAACACUGUUUAACUAAAAAUAUUGGAGUAUAAAAUGAAAAAUUAAAUAUAUAUAAAUAUGGAAUGAUAUCACUAGUUUAGUAUCAGGACUGUAUAUUGUGAAGUUUACCAUUUGAGUCCUUUUUCAGGGAUGUUUAACAAAUCACAGUUCGAUACAGUGUUAGUUUAUUACAUUACACUGCCAUGAAUUUUAUGCAAUGAUUUAAAUGAAGGUGCUUCUUUUAAGUGAAGGUGACCUAAUAAGCUGUACCCACAAUAUUCACUGAACCAAACUGUGCCAAAAACACCUUAACGUACACUGAAGAAGGAACAAAUCACUCUUCUGGUUAGAAUUUUUAAUUCAUGUUUUUUCAUUCUUUUUUUUUUUUAGUAUUUUUUUUUAGUAAUUUAUCUUUGCAUUGUUUAUUUGUCUUGACUCUUAAAUAAAUUGUAUUUUUAUCGUCAGUUUUCAGAAGUUUGGCUGUGUGUGAUUGAGAGAAAAGUAUCCCAACACGUACUUUGACCCUUUCCCCUUUAUUUACCUUUAAAAAAAAAAA